AGACUCCCCAUCAUGUUUUCUGUCUGGUAAACUUUCUCAUGCAGCUGCAGUGAUUGGAAACGGUUACAUGACACAACAUGGCACUGAGAGAUUUUGUCCAGGAUGCACUUGAAUCGCCUCCUCUGUCUCUAGGAAGAGCGAUCUGAGAAGGAGGAGGAGGAGAUGAGGUAUGGUCUGUAACCAUAGCAACCAGAAGGGUUAUAUGAGAACGGACACUGACUGGAGUGAAGGUAGAAACUCUCUGCAAGCUUUAGCAACAAUGUAGACGUCCCGAUGAUGAUGAUGAUGAUGCAGGGCCUUGUAGGGAGGAGGAGCAGCGACUGAUUUUCUCCUCAAUUUUAUCACACCCUGCACUCUAUGUCCGUCCCGACUGGGCGGCUAGAGUGCUAUGUCAUCAACCACACCCCCAUCGGCUCAACCGUCUAAGAAGGGACGGAAGCCGGAGAAAUCGGAGGUGAUGGCUGAUUCGGUGCCGGCCACCAAUGAGGAACUGAGGAGCAAGAUCAUGGACCUUCAGAUAGAGCUACAGCAGGAGCGCGGGAAGGUAUGCAAACUCCGCGAGCGGCUCCAAGAGCAGCGGCAGGCUCGCGAACUUGAGCAACACAAGCAUGCCGUAGCACUCACUGACCUGCGUGCCAAACUCCAUGAAGAAAAGCUACGUGAAAUCGCUGCCAUACGGGAGACUCUGGCACGGCAGCAUGAAGCCGAGCUGGCCAGAACAAUCAAGAUCCGGGAUACUGAGGUUCAGAGGCUGCAGGGUCUUGUGAAUGCACUGAGAGAUGGAGCUGCUGACAAGCUCAAAAAUGCCCUUCUUGCAGAGGCUAGGGAGGAAGCCAGGAGAGCCUUUGAUGGGGAGAGAAUAAAGCUCCAGCAGGAGAUUCAGGAGCAGAAAAUGGCUCGGAAGCAAGCCGAAGAGGCUCUUGCAAACGCUCUUCAGGCUGAUAAAGCCAAAGCAGCUGAUCUCCGCACAGCCUACCAACAGCACCAGGACGAGGUGCACCGCAUUAAACGCGACUGUGAGAAAGACAUCCGCCGGCUGAUGGAUGAGUUGAAGGCAAAGGACCGGGUGGUGUGCGCUCUGGAGAGGGAGCUGGGGUUACAGGCUGGCUAUGCCCAGAAGCUUCAGCUCCAAAAGGAAGCCCUGGAUGAGCAGCUGGGUCAGGUACGAGAGGCCGAGAGACACAACCAUGGCAGCCCGAAGAGAGAAGUGGUGCCUGGACUAGGAGAAAACCCAGACUUGCUCAACAACCAGGAGGUGGAGGAGCGUGACAUGAGGAGGUUCCAGUUGAAGAUUGCAGAGCUCCACUCAGUCAUCAGGAAACUGGAGGACAGAAAUGCACUACUGGCCGAUGAGAGGAAUGAACUAUUGAAACGGGUGCGAGAGGCAGAGAGCCAAAUGAAGCCCAUGUUUGAGAAGAAUAAGCGGCUGUCCAAGAAAAAUGAUGACCUCCUGCAAACACUGCAGCGCAUGGAGGAGAAACUCAAGAACCUGAGCCGUGAGAAUGCUGAGAUGAAGGAGAAAGCUUCCUCCUCUCGGCCACCAUCACAGCAGCAGUCUGUUCAGGCCCAGAUGAAGCGACCAAGCUCCCUGACCGACCUGACCCACGCCCAUGAGGAACAGGAAGUAGAGUUCCUCAAGCUGCAAGUUGCUGAGCAACGCGGCAUCAUUGAUGAGCUCACGCAGGAACGUGAUCGAUUGGUGAUGAGCAAAAAGAACAGGAAGAAACCUUUCAAGCUGCCGAAAAGGCAUGUUGUGGAGACAUAUUUUGGAUUUGAUGAGGAGUCGAUAGACUCUGAAACCUCCUCACUGACCUCUUAUAACACUGACCUCACUGACCGCACGCCUGCAACUCCAGAGGAGGACUUGGAAGAGAGCAUUUCCCGUGAGGAGUCAGAGCUUCGUUUUCGUCAGCUCACUAGAGAGUACCAGGCUCUUCAGCGGGCCUACGCUCUCCUGCAGGAGCAGACUGGGGGGUCUCUGGAUGCAGAGAGGGAGGCCAGGACCCGUGAGCAGCUGCAGGUGGAGCUCAGCAGCUGCCAGGCAAAGAUCGUGGAUCUGGAGAAGGCCCUGGCUGAGCGGGGGCAGGAUUCAAAGUGGGUAGAGGAGAAGCAGUACUUGCUCAGGACCAACCAGGAACUGCGUGAGAAGAUGAGUGCGCUGCAGCAGGCGGAGUCCCGGCUGCAGGCUGAGGUUCAGGAUGCUCGGGACCAAAAUGAGCUGCUGGAAUUCAGAGUCCUUGAACUGGAAGAAAGGGAACGCAGAUCACCUGCCCUCAAUCUCCACAUGUCUGCGUUCCCUGAGAACAGUAGCAGUGCCCUGCAAGUCUACUGCCACCAGGAGGGAGUCAAGGAUGUAAUCAUUCCUGAACUGAUGAAGAAGUUGGAUAUUCUGGGAGAUAAUGGGAAUCUCAGAAAUGAAGAGCAGGUGGCUGUGAUCCAAGCAGGGACUGUGAUCUCACUCUGUGAAAAGUGGUUGAAGCAGAUAGACAGCACUGAGGCUGCCCUCACGCAGAAGAUGAUCGACUUGGAAAAUGACAAGGAGCUGUUUAGUAAGCAGAAAGGAUUCCUUGAGGAGGAGUUGGACUACAGGAAGCAGGCCUUGGACCAAGCCUACAUGAGGAUCGAGGAGUUGGAGGCCACGCUGUAUAGCGCUCUGCAGCAGGAGCAGCCGGCAUGCCAGGCGGUGGCUGAGUCGCUGACAGACAGGCAGAGGGAGGAGCUGAGGCUAGCCGUGGACAAGCUGCGGCGUCAGAUUCUCCGGCAGAGCCGGCAGUAUGACAGUCAAAUCUUACAGGAGCGCAUGGAGCUCCUACAGCAGGCCCAGCAGAGAAUAAGAGAGCUGGAGGACAGGAUUGACUUGCAAAAGAGACAAAUAAAGGAAAUAGAGGAAAAGUUUUUGUUCCUCUUUUUAUUUUUCUCUUUAGCAUUUAUUCUUUGGCCUUAAUGAAAAUGCCCAUGGACCCACAUCAGGUGUUAAGGUGCUGUGGUGGCGAGCGAAGAUGAGAUAAAACCUAAUUGUUUUUUAUGCAUUUGUAGACAGUUCAACUAAACCUUAUG
Molecule: messenger RNA, 3057 nt
Organism: Maylandia zebra (zebra mbuna)
Lineage: Eukaryota; Metazoa; Chordata; Actinopteri; Cichliformes; Cichlidae
Source: RefSeq, a predicted model, not a curated record